GUUUUGUGUUCGACAAGCAGAGACAAGCAUCAUGGGUUUUCCUUCGGAUAUCAAGCCAGGUGUUGUCACCGGCGACAACCUCCUGAAGCUGCUGCAGUACGCCAAGGACACGGGCUUUGCCAUCCCCGCCGUCAACUGCACCACCACCUCGACGGUCAAUGCCGUUCUCGAAGCUGCCGCCAAGGUUAACUCGCCGGUCAUGUGCCAGGUGAGCCAGGGUGGCGCUCAGUUCUUCGCGGGCAAGAGCCUGCCCAACGACAAGCAGCAGGCUUCCAUUGCCGGCGCCGUCACGUUCGCCUUCCACGUUCGCCUCAUGGCCGAGCACUACGGUGUCCCCGUCAUCUUGCACUCGGACCACUGCGCCAAGAAGCUUCUGCCCUGGUUGGACGGCAUGCUCGAGGCUGAUGAGAAGUAUUUCAAGGAGCACGGCGAGCCCCUCUUCUCCUCUCACAUGAUCGAUCUCUCCGAGGAGUCGCUCGAGGACAACAUCGCCACCUGCGAGUCUUACCUUAAGCGCUUCGCCAAGAUCAACAUGCUGCUUGAGCUUGAGCUCGGCAUCACCGGCGGUGAAGAGGAUGGCGUGGACAACACGGAUGUGGACAACAACUCCCUUUACAGCCAGCCCGAGGACGUGUGGGAGUGCUACCAGCGUCUCAGCAAGAUCAGCCCCAUGUUCACCGUGGCUGCCGCCUUUGGCAACGUGCACGGUGUCUACAAGCCCGGCAAUGUCAAGCUCUCCCCUGAAAUUCUGGGCAACUCGCAGUCCUUUAUCAAGGAAAAGCUUGGCUGCGAUGAAGACAAGCCCGUCUUCUUCGUCUUCCACGGUGGCUCUGGAUCGGAGAAGGACAAGAUUGAGACCGCCCUCACGCACGGCGUUAUCAAGAUGAACAUUGACACCGACACCCAGUGGGCCUAUUGGGAUGGUGUCCGCAAGUACGAGGCUGACAAGCACGACUAUCUCCAGGGCCAGAUCGGCAAUCCGGAUGGCGACCACAAGCCCAACAAGAAGCAGUAUGAUCCCCGUGUCUGGCUCCGCAAGGCCGAGGAGAGCAUGGUUGUCCGUCUUGAGGAGAGCUUCAAGGACCUCAAUUGCGAGAACCGCCUGGCCUAAAUCGGCUUGACCAGGGAUUUCUCGUUUAGGUGUGUUUUGUUGUGGGCGUGCUCCAAUCUGGUUGAAAAAAAAAAAAAAAACACAAGUGCUUGGGCUCUCGCCUUCGGGCCAUCGCAUCGCAUGACCUCUCCCUUCGACAAAUACAGCAGCGCCUCGCGAAAUAGAGGGGGAGAGGGGC
This is a messenger RNA of Monosiga brevicollis MX1, 1289 nucleotides long. RefSeq lists its product as uncharacterized. The record is from RefSeq and is a predicted model, not a curated record. Gene Ontology annotation, cellular component: cytosol. Gene Ontology annotation, biological process: glycolytic process; gluconeogenesis. The transcript has 7 exons. Lineage: Eukaryota; Choanoflagellata; Craspedida; Salpingoecidae. Bases 32 to 1111 code for a protein of 359 amino acids. Gene Ontology annotation, molecular function: zinc ion binding; fructose-bisphosphate aldolase activity.